UCCACGGAAUGAUUUAACUCAUACGUUCGUUAGUAUUGUUAAUUGCAACUUGAAGUCGUUUACGUGGAAGACAGUUUAAUAUGCGUAAAGCACCUUUGGCUGCUUACGUCUGAAUUAUAAAUUUACAUCAAGAGCACAUCCUUUAAGACAUUUUUUUUCUAAUGAUAAAUGACUUUGGUGAAGACUAAUUUUGUCCACUUGUGAAUAUCCCGUUGUCUCGUGAGGUGAUUGCAGGAAGUCUUUUCAAUUUUCGGAUGUUAAAAAUAAUACAUAUACACACAUAAAUCGGUAUAUCACAUUGUUUACAUAUAUUCGUGAAACAUUCAAGUUAAGUGAACCUAAUAAUAAUUAAUCCGGUUACAAAAGAAAUUCUUGUAAGUGCUUAAACAUUCAAAAUAUAAUCAACAUGAAGCUCUAUAUCAGAUCAAGUUUUAUGGGGAUGUUUCUAUGCUUCAUCUCUUCUUGUCUGCUUUCGUUGGGAACAAUGAUGGUGUCAAGAAUGACACAAUUUCAUCCCAUAACCAAAUCAUUUUGGAGAUUUGCUGGAACAUUUUUGCCUUCAAUUUUUGUGGUCAUUUACUACGCAUUUAAGAAGGAGUCAAUUACAGACUCGUUUUGGCCUAUAAGAUAUGAUUCGUUCAUAGUUUUCGUUUCUCUAGCGUUUCGCAGCUUUUUUGGAUGUACGGCAGCAACGCUUCAGUACUACUCGUUGAAGUACAUGCCAUUAGGAGACUCUUCUGUUAUUUGCAACUGCUACCCGAUUUUUGUAACUAUUUUCGCGAGUGUAUUUCUGGGUGAGCCAUUUGGAGGACUGUUUAUGCUUCUCUCAACAAUGGUGACCUUGUGUGGGGUUGGGAUUGUAUCGAGGCCCCCGUUUAUUUUUGGAGGCGAAGUUAACUCGGAGUUAUUGAUUGGUGCUGGAUUGGCCUUAGGAUGCUCGAUUUUUAUGGCGAUGGCAAUUGUGAUGAUUCGACACCUGCAUCAGAUUCAUCAUUGUAUCACAUUAGUUGGAUUUGGGAUGUUUGGAACGGCUGAGGCUGGAGCUCUUGCGUGGGGCUUCAAUGUUCUCGAAUUCCCCUCGCAAGACAUUGACAUACUCAAAGCGUUUGCAAUUGGGUUGUUGUCUUGUGGAAGUCAGUUGUUUCUCAUUUUUGCGUUGAAAUGCGAUAAUGCAGGCCCUGUCGCACUUGUGAAGAGCUCGGACGUUCUGUUUGCGUUUUUAUGGCAAAUGGUUUUUAUUCAAACCUUUCCCGACUUGAUAAGCAUUGUCGGAGCAAUUGUCAUGAUGUCUGGAAUUUUUCUAUGUGGGUUUAGAAAAUAUAUAGAUUCUCUUGAAGAGAACAACGCGACCAAAAAAAUGUUUUGGUUUGUCCUAAAAUAAGCUGUAGUCUAAAAAUUAAGCUAUUUUGUUAGAUUCCAUUGAGCAAUUAAGACUGAUUUAUAUGAUAGAUAUAAAUAUAUACAUAUGUACAUAAUUGUGACGAGUGGAAACGAUAUUUUAUACUCAAUUACAGUUGCCUAAAGUUUCCAUUGCUUUAACCGGUAUUGUGUUCCUACUAUUUAGAUUUAUUGUGUUUUGUGGUAUGUGCAUCUAAUAAUUAUUUUACAAUAAAAAUGUGCAUAUGGAAA
This is a messenger RNA of Folsomia candida, 1629 nucleotides long. RefSeq names its product solute carrier family 35 member G1. The coding region runs from base 407 to 1381 and encodes 324 amino acids. Gene Ontology annotation, cellular component: membrane. Lineage: Eukaryota; Metazoa; Arthropoda; Collembola; Entomobryomorpha; Isotomidae. The record is from RefSeq and is a predicted model, not a curated record. The transcript has 6 exons.